GCCGAUCGCUACCGAUUCCCUGUUGAUGUCCAUGAAUGCAAACACCAUGAUUUUCAUGAUCCUGGGCGCCUCUAUCGUUAUGGCAAUAGCUUGCUUGAUGGACAUGAAUGCGUUGCUGGACAGAUUUCACAAUUACAUCCUACCGCAUCUGAGAGGGGAAGACCGAGUUUGUCACUGCAACUGUGGCAGGCACCACGUCCAUUACGUCAUUCCGUAUGACGGGGAUCAGUCUGUGGUGGAUUCCUCAGAGAACUACUUUGUGACUGACAAUGUAACCAAGCAAGAGAUCGAUCUGAUGCUGGGACUGUUGCUGGGUUUUUGUAUCAGCUGGUUUCUGGUGUGGAUGGAUGGGGUUCUCCACUACGCUGUGCGAGCCUGGAGAACCAGCCGGCGGUACGACAAUUCCUGGUCUUGGAUUCCAAAGUUUUGUAACUUAAAGGAGUUCAGAAAACGUCACCACAGGCAGUACGAGGAGGCGACUGGGAACAUGGUGCACAUCAAACAGAAGCUGUACCAUAACGGGCAUCCCAGCCCGCGGCACCUCUGAGGAACGCCUUCCCCUCCAGAGACUGCAGUGAGGUUUUAAAGAGGACUUUGCUCUUCUUCCGGGGGAACAGCUCCUACUUUUACAUCUCUCUGGAAGCCAGCGAGGACAUCAUUUUACUUCUCCAUCCCGUGUGUCCUCCGUGGCACACCACGAUGCACAACUAAGCCAGUCCUGGAUGCUACGCAGCCAAGACAUUGCACUGUGUUCCACGUUUUAUUGUCAGACUUGUGUACAUACGUAAAAAAAAAAAACACCAAACAAACCAAAAUCAGACAAAAACAAGAAAAAAAAAACAAAACGAGAAAAGAGAUUUGCAUUAUACUUUCAACCCCCCCUUUUCCUGGCAUUCACAGCUGUCCUGCACAUCCAGCUGCCCUGCAGGGAAUGUUGGCUGAGGGUAUGGAGGUGGGAGCACAUGAAGAAGAUGCAGUUUCUCAUCCGAGUGCUAGAAGUCCACCGUUUCUUUGGUCCUUUGGUUUGGUUUUGCUCUUCUCUGUUACUUCUGUUGCUAGAAUGAUAGUAGGUUUGGACAGGGGCUGCUGCCAGACAGAUGGGAGGGCAGCGACCCUUUGCUUUGGUUUGUGUUUUUGGGCAUUGCUGCGGGGGAAGGAACGCGUGAUGGAUUUGUUCUUCGUGUUGCUGCACACUGAAACCUGCCUUAAGCAAGCUGAGAAAUCUUCCUAGCAGGGCAGCAGCUCUGUGAGGGAUCAGCCCAAGCA
Molecule: messenger RNA, 1266 nt
Organism: Lagopus leucura (white-tailed ptarmigan)
Lineage: Eukaryota; Metazoa; Chordata; Aves; Galliformes; Phasianidae
Gene: TMEM240
Product: transmembrane protein 240
Exons: 4
Coding region: 26-547 (173 amino acids)
Source: RefSeq, a predicted model, not a curated record